AUGCCCACAACUCGACGAUCCGCUGCCAAUGCUCGCAGUCGGGGCCCGACUGCCAAGGGGCAGUCCACACUGAGUUUCUCGAACAAAGUGACAAAGCCGGUGCCAAAGAAUACCAAGAAGUCUACCAUCUCGGCCUCGAUCACAAAGAUCGAUCCCAGUCAGCAUGCAAAGAAGCAGGAGCCAGAGGAAAUUGCUGUCGACGAAUCCGAGGCUACGGAGCUCGAGCUGGUAGAGGUUGUCGAGAGAGAAGUUGAAACCGAGACAGCUCCAGAGCCUGAGAAAUCCGAGUUGGAGUUGCAGGCGGAGAAGAUCACAGAUGCGCAGAUCAAGAAGUACUGGAAGUCCAUUGAAAACCAGUGGACUACUCCACGAUUACAUCAAGAGGGUGUAUCUCAAAGUGAGAGAGUUCUCCGAUACUUCGAUGUCAGUUCACAAUAUGGUCCCUGUAUCGGCAUGCCUCGCAUGAAGCGUUGGCAGCGGGCGGACCGCCUGGGUCUACAACCCCCUAUCGAGGUCCUUGCUGUUCUUCUUAAGGAACAAAGCAAGGGUAACAGCAUCGAAAGGGCGCAUAUGGAUGAGAUUCUCAACUCAACUUCCGUAGGGGCUUAA
Fusarium sp. VM40 is the source of this 609-nucleotide messenger RNA. Lineage: Eukaryota; Fungi; Ascomycota; Sordariomycetes; Hypocreales; Nectriaceae. The record is from the annotation of a GenBank genome assembly.